AUGAAAACUGAAGUCCCCAUGUGUAAAAGAUGCUGUUUCUGUCUACCCUUGCGAAAAGGGUUGUUAGUAUGGGGAUACAUUAAACUGGUAGCUGAUUUAUACAUUCUCGCAAUGCUGGCCUACCUAUUGGUCAUAAUAAUUGCAUUCAAUGUAUUUGAAGUGGAAUUUGCUUGUCUGAUCAUUGCCAUUGCUAUAUUUUUGAUUGAUUUUGCAUUGACAAUAGUAUUCGUCGUUGGAGUACAUCAGAAAAUCGUAAAGUAUUUGAAAUUAUUCUACAUCUUAAGUAUAGUAAUGUUGGCAAUAACGCUGUUGUUGAUGAUUGCAUACAUUGGCCUGGUGGCAAGCUACCCUUGGUAUAGUUCAACUGCUGAAUUGUGGGAGUAUUACAUCAAGGUUUACUCUAGUUUCUUUCUUGUAUUAGUGGUCCAGAUCUACUUCAUAUUGUUAUUAAGAAGCGAAAUUAUCAAGCUGAAGAAUAGUCGCAAGUUUAGGUUCGUUAAUAAUACUGCUGAGGCUCUUUGCUCCAUGGAGUGUGAGGUUCCAGCUGCUGCAGGGGCAGCUGCAGGUGGCCAGUGA
Spodoptera littoralis (African cotton leafworm) is the source of this 576-nucleotide messenger RNA. NCBI's taxonomy places the organism in Eukaryota, Metazoa, Arthropoda, Insecta, Lepidoptera, Noctuidae. The record is from the annotation of a GenBank genome assembly.